This is a messenger RNA of Lottia gigantea (owl limpet), 853 nucleotides long. RefSeq lists its product as hypothetical. The transcript is spliced from 4 exons. Lineage: Eukaryota; Metazoa; Mollusca; Gastropoda; Lottiidae. Bases 6 to 584 code for a protein of 192 amino acids. The record is from RefSeq and is a predicted model, not a curated record.
UGACCAUGUUUUUGUUAUUCCUUACUCAGGUUUUAAUUAUCACUACCUCUCAAGGAUUUUUCCUCAAGGCUGCCAAUGAGUGUAUGAAACCUCCAGUGUCUAGUAAUUUUACUAAUGAAAGAUAUUAUGGAUUAUGGUAUGAGAUAGGUAAAAUACAGACUGCUGGUGGUGCCUAUUUUGAGAAAGACUGUGUUUGUACCACUAUAGAUGUUCAGCCUGUUCAAGGAGCAACUAAUGGUAAUUCUACAGCAUUCAAUAGUUGUAGAAAGGUUACACCAUCUGGAAACUUUCUAAAUGCUACAGGUACUCUUACUAGUGAAAAGCCAGCAGGUCACUGGCAGGAAGGUUUCUUUCCACUUGCUCCAAAGGCAUCAUAUACAGUAAUCUAUCUUGAUGAUAACUAUGCUAUAGAAUAUGAUUGUUCAUCGUUUCUAUUUAUGACAAAUUAUUGUGUUCACUUACUAUCAAGAACACCAACAGCUGAUAACACUACCAUUAACAAAUUAUUGACAGUAGCUAAUAAUCUUCAACUAAAUACACAGAAUUUACCUUAUCAUCAAACAAAACAAGAUGGUUGCUGGUAAAUAUAUAUAUUGUAAUUUGUUAAUUCUUUCAUAUCUAUAUCUAUAUUAUAUGGGUUUUCAUGGAAGAUGACUCAAUUUUAAACGUUGAGAGAUUUAUUUAGAUUUAUGAAUUUCUAUUUUUUGGUUAAACAGAAAUUCAAGCAAAAUCUUCAUUGUGUAUAAAAUUUAUAGCAUAGUUAAGAAUGUUGAAGAAACUGUGGGUACAAUAUUAAUAUAAUGGAAUGAUCAUGUUGAAUAAAUUUGUUUUCCUUCGCCUUUGAUGUCAAAAU